Molecule: messenger RNA, 1281 nt
Organism: Menidia menidia (Atlantic silverside)
Lineage: Eukaryota; Metazoa; Chordata; Actinopteri; Atheriniformes; Atherinopsidae
Source: the annotation of a GenBank genome assembly
UUUACCAUAGUCAUUUCCACCUGUGCUCUCUCCAUCCAAAGGGCGAAUUUUGUUUGCUUUCUUUACUUUCUGUAACGUGUGUGGAACUAAAUGGAGAAGCAUGUGCAUGAUAUACUCUGUUUUAACAGAAUAAAUCAACUUGGGGGGGCUUUUAUGGCCUUGCUCUUUUUGGUCUUAUUUCCAUCUGCAAUGCUCAAAUCACGCUUUAGCUUCUCCUCUCACUUCAACAAACCGGACAUAUGGCCUCUUGCUAGCAGAUGGCGCAGCAGCUAAAGGUUUAGCGGGCCUGAACCUGCAAGCUGCGUUAAAUCCUUGCGGCCACAUUCGGGCGUGAGAAACCACCGUAGCUGUUGCGUGUGUACGGGUUGGGACAGUUCCGGCCGCGAGUGGGAGCGCAAAUCAAAGCAGCUGUCCUACAACAUAACGCUAGUUAGCUAGCUAGCAACCUAUAUAAUGCUCUCCAUCUCAGCCGGUCUGCUGAAAAGCACGCGAGUGGUCCAGCGCGUCAGACUGCUGCACGUUACUCCGACCACCAAAAUGCCAAUUCAGGUUGGAGAACAUCUUCCUGCUGUGGAGGUCCAGGAGGGCGAGCCUGGAAACAAGGUGGCAAUGGAUCAACUUUUCAAGGGGAAAAAGGGGAUCCUCUUUGCCGUACCUGGAGCUUUUACUCCUGGCUGUUCAAAGACUCACCUGCCAGGUUUUGUGCAGCAGGCUGAGGACUUGAAGGGUAAAGGCAUACAGGAAGUGGCGUGCAUUGCUGUCAACGAUGCUUUUGUCAUGGCUGCAUGGGGAAAAGAGCAUGGAGCAGAUGGAAAGGUUCGAAUGCUGGCUGAUCCUACUGGAGCAUUCACACAGGCAGUUGACCUUUUGCUUGACAGUGAGCAGAUUGUGCAAGUUCUGGGGAACAAGCGAUCUAAGAGAUAUUCCAUGCUGGUGGAAGAUGGAGUUGUGAAGAAGAUCAACGUGGAGCCUGAUGGCACUGGGCUGACAUGCAGUCUGGCCUCAAACGUUCUGUCUCAGCUGUAGGCUUCUACUGAGCUCUUUAAACCAAAUGACUCGACCCGAGUUGCUAUAAAAAAAUGCACUAUUAAAACCCACUACCAACCCUUUCAUGCUUACUUCACUGCACAGAGACUGAUGCUGAUGUCAUGUGGGUGCUAGUGUCAGGAACAAACUGAAGAUUGAUUAAUGCGCACAAUGGUAACAUGAAAUCCCAUAGUCAUCGGUCAAUGUACUGUUACAUAAGAGUAAAUAAAACGUGCUCCCAAAGCAAUAAGCAUA